This is a messenger RNA of Falco peregrinus (peregrine falcon), 3090 nucleotides long. It is a transcript of the gene CENPC, whose product is annotated as centromere protein C. Gene Ontology annotation, biological process: attachment of mitotic spindle microtubules to kinetochore; kinetochore assembly; spindle attachment to meiosis I kinetochore. NCBI's taxonomy places the organism in Eukaryota, Metazoa, Chordata, Aves, Falconiformes, Falconidae. Gene Ontology annotation, molecular function: centromeric DNA binding. The transcript has 19 exons. The record is from RefSeq and is a predicted model, not a curated record. Gene Ontology annotation, cellular component: kinetochore. Bases 115 to 2886 code for a protein of 923 amino acids.
CGGGAGGGGGCGUGGCCCUCGCGCGGCAGGAAGACGGUCGACGCCGGAAGGUGGCGGGGGCGUGGGCGCGCCGGCUCGGCUCGGCAGGCUUAGUGCUCGUCCCGGCGGCCUGGGAUGGCGGACGCCCUGAAUAAUUUUAAGAAAGACUACAGAGCAAGAUUCUGCCAUGGAGGAGGAAAUAAGGUUGAUGUACAGCCAGGUCAAAGCAUACUGAAAUUCAUAAAGGACUGCUUUGAAAGUUGUGACAAUCUUGCAAAAAGCUCUCCCAGUGCAACUCGUUGUUCAACUCCUGGUGUCAGAAAUAGGAAGAGGAAACAGAGCGAAAAGCCAGAGACAGGAUUAACUAACUCCGUGAAAAGAGCCUGUAAUUCUACAGAGUCCUUACCUCCAUCGCCACCAAAAAUUGUCAGCAGCAGAGGAUGGUCAGAUGAAGCACCCCUGAAGCCUGCAAUACAUCAUGAUGUAGCUGAUUCUAAAGAAGCAAAGUCUCCUGUGUCUAAAAGAGAAACAAAUAAUAUAUUAGAAGAUGUUAAAGCAACAUGCAAAAGUCCUUACUUAUUUUUGGACUCUGAGGAUGAUCAUGAGUCUGUUGGAUCACCUCUUGCGGAGGAAAUGGAAGUUUCUCCUAUAUGUGUGUCAUGUUUUGAUGACCAAAAUGCUUCUGCUGCAGUGGAGAGCCACGGGGAAGCUGAGACUUUGAAAGAACCUCAGACUGGGAGAGAUGAGCAGGUUGUUCACAAGCAAGGAACAGAACGUACUGUUGUGUCUUCUGUACAGGAAAAGAAGUCUUUCUCUUUGGUCACCUUAGCAUCUGUAAGAACAGGAACACUUGGAAAAAGGUAUGCAGCCUCAAUACUACCACCACCAUCAUCUCCUGUGAAAGAUACAGUAAUAGAAAAUGAAUGUGAAUUUUUAAUUGAUGAGUCAGAUGAUAAAUCUUUUGAUUCUUGGUUUUCAAUACCCCAUAAGAACAAAAAAUCAAAAAAAGAUGGCUCUGAAACUUAUGUUUCUAAAUCUCAGUCCUCUGAAAAGGAGAAGGCACAGAGGAAGAAAGGCAAGAACAGAGUACAGGUUGAAGGACUUACUAAACAGAAAAUGGAUGAUUUGGAUGUUGGAGUACCUGACUUGGAAGGAAUGUCAGAAUCUGAUCCAGUGUCAGAUACUGAAGGAAAGGUGCCUAAAUCUCAAAGGCAAAUAAGUACUCCUGUGGGAAAGACUAAAAAGGCUGCACAUAGGCAAAGCUCUUCAAAGCAGAAAAAGGGCACGUCCUGGAAACCAGAAGCCAAGGAGCGGAUGUUACAGUCUGGAUUGGAAACAAAAGCAUCUGAUGCGGAACAGUGUAAAACAAGGGUGAUGGCAAGUGAGGAUUUGCCUAUGCCCUUAGCUGGGCAUCAGCAAGAGCAGACUGUGUCUCCAAAAAAGAAUCUCAAGUCUUCUGAGUAUCUGCAGUCAGCUUCAAAAGCUUCUCAGCGUUUAGUUCACAAGAAACCAACUGCUAAGCAAAAAGUUCCAAAAGAUAGAGUAGCUAAGACACUGGCAGAAAGUCCAAGGAAGAAGCUUAAAAAAUCUAGCCAAAAAAGGAGUAAAAAAAAGCCACAGUUACAAAGGGAGGAGACUUCUGACAGCAAACCUGGUGAAGAAGAGCUUCAAAGAGAGCCUGUAAAUUUGACUGAAGUGUCUACCUCACCCCUGCGUCAGAAAUUACAGACUUCUGUGAUUCAGAAUUUGGCUAAGUCUAAAAAGCCUAAAAAGCCUAAAAAUGUAUUGCAUACAUUGGAGUCACAUAGUGGUGCAAAUAACAAAACUCCUGUAAAAACAUUACAGCAUCUCACAGGCAGUGUGAAGAAAUCUAAAAAGAAACAAGUAUCAGCCAAAAAGAUUCAUUGCAGAACCAGUAAAGAUGUUUGCCCAGACCCUGAGGACACUGAGUCUCAAACAGAUUCGGACGACUCUUCUAUACAGGACUUGGCAAGAAAAAAAGGGAAGUUACCAGAUGUGAAAAUAAAAAAGAACGUGAGAAAAUGUAACAUGCAACGUAGACUACAAGAUUCAUUUGCAGAUGAGAAGGUUAUAGGUCAUGAAAGUGGGGCUGUUCUAGAACAUUGUGAUAAAUGCUCUUCCAGAAGUGAGUCUUAUGAACCGGAAUAUACAUCUUCAGAUAAUUCUGAAGACUUGAAUUGUCAAAUAAGACAUCUGUUGUCAGAUGAGAUAGCAAGGCAUAAAAUAGUAAUGCCUUCCAACACACCUCAUGUUCGUCGGACAAAAAGGAUACGACUAAGACCUCUGGAAUAUUGGCGAGGCGAGCGUGUAAACUAUGCAAUGAGGCCUUCAGGAAGCCUUGUGAUUAGUGGAAUAGUGCGUCCAGAAACAGAACCUCACAGGAAGAUUAAACAGAAGGACAACGGUCACAAGCAGAAAAGACAUAAAAGAAGAAGUGAGGCACCUGCAAAUCUGAAGCACACCCUAGCUGAUACUUCUAAGCCAACCGUUGUACUGGACCCAGUAACAAAUAAGGAAGUACUUCUAGAAUGUGUUAACACUGAAAACAGUCACUCAUGCUUCUACAAAGAUGAAUCGGUAGAAAUAUAUAAAAACUUGAAUACAUCUGCUUUUGCCACUGGUAGAUUGAUUUUGAAACCAUUUAAAGAAAAGGGACACCAGUUUGUCCAUGUGGAUACAAUAGCUUUCCAUGUUAUCCAUGGCAAAAUUAUUGUUACCUUACAUAAGACAUCAUAUUAUCUGACUACAGGGGACUACUUCUAUGUUCCAGCAGGAAAUGGUUAUAACAUACGUAAUCUUCUGAAUGAAGAAAGUGUUCUUCUCUUCACACAACUCAAACACAGACUGAAAGAAGGAACUGUGAUGUUGGAGACCUCUUCUGCAUAACUUUGCCUGCAAAUUGAAGAUCAUGUAAUGCAAAGGAAUUCUAGAGAACACUGUAACUACAAUCCAGCUGGAAAUACAACCCAGUUUUAGGGGUACAUUCGUUCAUUGAUCUUGAAAGAUCUUUCUUAAGUGUAAAUGGUAAAUACAUGGUUUGUUACAAAUUAUUUUUUCUUUUGUAUCAAUAAAUAUUAAAUAAUGAAAAUC